This is a messenger RNA of Thlaspi arvense, 2859 nucleotides long. NCBI's taxonomy places the organism in Eukaryota, Viridiplantae, Streptophyta, Magnoliopsida, Brassicales, Brassicaceae. The record is from the annotation of a GenBank genome assembly.
UUAAACCGUUGACUUUCCAAAUUAUACGAAAAUACCCUUUGGGAGUCCUCCAAGCAUGACUAUCUUAUCUACAGCACAGUGUGGGCAAUUCGGGUAAUAUCAAUAAACAAAAAUGAGAAGCGAGGGAGAAGGCUUCAUGAAAUCUGAAAGAGUCGUGAUGAUAUAAUAUAAAUGUAAGCUAUAUAACGCGUGGUAAUCGUGUUCUUGACCGUCCAUUUUCAUAGUAUUGAUCAGAUUAACUAAUAUAUCUUCUCGUUAUUUUGCUUCUGCUUCUUCUCCCAUUUCUGCUUUCACAUCAAUCGGAUUAUUUAUGGGCAAUACCAUUUUCUGAAUUCUUGUCUUCUCUGAUUCCUGCUGAGUUUUGCUUUCAUCACUGACUUUUGAAGCUUUCAAACGCGUGUCGUGUUGUGUAUUUCGAUUUUGAGGUCUCAGAAGCAAGCUCAGUUGUAGUAGAGCUGAGUUUUGGACAAGCUUCUGAGGUAUAUUAAAAGCUGUCCUGAAAAAAAAAGAUGCUUGUGUCCGCCCUUCUUAUGUCUGUUGGGAUAAACUCUUGCCUGUGUGUAUUGCUCUUCACACUCUACUCUGUGCUGAGGAAGCAGCCACACAACUAUGAGGUGUUCUUACCACGCCGGCUUGCGGCAGGAACCUCUAAAAGAAGGCGCAACAAGGUGGCAAGGUACAUCCCUUCUGUCCGCUGGAUUUGGAAAUCAUGGAGGCCAUCAGAAAAGGACCUCAUGGAUUCAUCUGGCCUUGACGGCGUCGUGUUUAUGAGAAUGAUCACUUUCAGUUUGAAAGUGUUCUUGUUUGCUGGGAUCAUUGGGACUUUUGUUCUCUUGCCUGUGAACUGCUUCGGGGAUCAACUUAUACAGAUUAACUACGCUGACUGGUCAGCGAAUUCUUUGGAUUUGUUCUCUGUUGCAAACCUCAAAACCCGCUCACCAUGGCUAUGGGUUCACUUUGGAGCUAUAUAUCUCGUUACUGCGUUUGUCUGCUGUCUUCUUUACUUGGAGUUCAGAUAUAUUGGCUUGAAAAGGAUUGAGCAUUUCAAUUCAUCCAGAGCUCAGCCACAACAGUUCACCAUAUUGGUUCGUAACAUCCCCUCUUCUGAUGGAAGCAGUGUGAGCGAGACUGUUGAUAGGUUCUUUACAGAAAACCACUUCUCUACCUACCUCUCUCAUGUGGUUAUCCAUCGAACUAGUAAGCUUCGAAGUAUCGUUGAUAAUGCGAAAAAGUUGUAUAAAAAGGUGAAACAUAAGAAGCCAGAUGCUCCUCGAGUUAGAAAGACGCCGAUAGUGAGAUUCUUCAGUCGCAAGGACACUCCUGAGGAUCACUAUGAGAAAGUGUUACACGAAUUGGAACAGAACAUACGCUUGGGGCAAGCUGAAGUUUCCACACCUGGAAAAGAAGUUCGAGCUGCUUUUGUAUCAUUCAAGACUCGAUACGGUGCUGCAAUGGCACUACACAUGCCGCAAUCAAUCAACCCAACUUACUGGCUCACAGAACCAGCACCAGAGCCUCAUGACGUACACUGGCCUUUCUUCUCUGCAUCAUUUAUGCAGAAAUGGCUUGCUAAGAUCGUGAUUGUGUUCGCUUGUCUCCUCCUUACUGUCUUGUUUCUUGUUCCAGUCGUACUUGUCCAAGGCCUCACCAACCUGUCUGCACUAGAAUACUUCUUCCCGUUCUUGACAUUGAUUCUAUCAAUGAAAAUUGUAAGUCAGAUAAUCACUGGGUACCUCCCAAGUCUUAUACUUCAGACGUCUCUGAAGAUCGUACCUCCCAUCAUGGAGUUUCUCUCUUCUAUCCAAGGGCACAUUUGCCACAGCGACAUACAAAAGAGUGCUUGCAACAAGGUGAUCUGGUUCACAAUAUGGAAUGUGUUCUUCGCAACUGUCUUCUCUGGUUCUGCCUUCUACAAGCUUUCUGUAAUUUUCGAUCCAAAGGAGAUUCUGGUCAAGCUGGCUGUGGCUGUUCCUGCUCAGGCAUCGUUUUUCAUCGCCUAUGUGGUCACAACAGGGUGGACUGAUACUCUGACCGAACUCUUCCGUGUGGUUCCUUUCAUGGUCAGUUACGUGAAAAGAUCACUCGAACCAACAGAUGACAAUGAACUUGUGAUCCCGCCGAUGCGGUACCACAGAGACACCCCGAGAGUGCUCUUCUUCGGUCUUCUUGGGAUUACAUACUUCUUCUUAGCUCCAUUGAUACUUCCUUUCAUCCUUCUCUACUUUGUCCUUGCAUACGUCAUCUACCGAAACCAGUUCAUAAACGUGUACGAACCAAAGUAUGACACAGGAGGGAUGUUUUGGCCAAUGAUACACUACACAAUGAUCUUCUCUCUUGUGCUCAUGCACGGAAUCGCAAUCGGUCUAUUUGCUCUCAAGAAGAUGGAACUAGCCACAUACUUGCUUGUCCCUCUUCCCGUUUUCACUCUUCUCUUCAACGAGUUCUGUCGUAAACGCUUCAUGCCUAUAUUCACCGCUUAUCCCGCUGAGGUGUUGACAAAGAGAGAUAGGGAAGAUCAAAACGAUCCAAGAAUGUCCGAGUUUUAUAAUAACUUGGUCACUGCGUACCAAGAUCCUGCUCUGCUCCCACUUCGAUUCUCAGGAAGCAGAAAUGAUAGCCUCACUAGUCCUCUUCUCUCUUCGACUUCGAGUGAGGUUUGAUUCUCUUAUGUACAAUUUUCAAUUGUACACACACAUGUGAAUAUAAAUACUUCAAUUUAUACUUCUCAAAAAACAUUGGAGAUUCAUAUUGAAACUCGAUGUCAAUUCAUUUGUAAACAUUUACAGAACCAGUCAUGAGAUUUCGUAGGUUUUUAUAAUCAUAAACGAGCUGUUGUGUUCAGCUUUGAUUAAAAGGGGU